Messenger RNA from Jaminaea rosea, 2683 nucleotides. RefSeq names its product asparaginase-domain-containing protein. The coding region runs from base 253 to 2505 and encodes 750 amino acids. NCBI's taxonomy places the organism in Eukaryota, Fungi, Basidiomycota, Exobasidiomycetes, Microstromatales. Gene Ontology annotation, molecular function: protein binding; asparaginase activity. The transcript is spliced from 4 exons. The record is from RefSeq and is a predicted model, not a curated record.
AGAUCAAUAGCUCAAUACCAUCGACGAUGCGGCAGCGAUAAUAACAAGACCCAAGCUUACGCAUCGUCUGAGCCACGACCGCGCUGCCGGCAGCAGACCUCUAGCUGUACAUUGCCAUGGCUCGACUCGCUCAGCUUUCCCCACAUCAGAAGCGCUAAAAGAAGCCGACGGGGUGCAGCCUGCGAGUCCAACACCAUCAAGACCGCGAAGAUCUCACACAGAGAGUUCUGCGCUCCUUCCCAUCGGCCCAUCAUGGCAAAGACGUCGGAUGUGCUCAUCCUCUUCGCUGGAGGCACCAUUGGCAUGAUCCGCGGUGAGAACGGCUAUGCUCCCUACCCCGGCUUUCUCACCGAGACGCUCCGCACCCAGGCACGCUUCCACGACGUAGACGGCUCAAGCAUCUUCUCAUGGAGCGACACGACGCGCCGUUUUGCACAGUGGGCUGAAGCGUACAGCCAGAGUCAUCCGCAGACGCGAUCCUCUUCCCCUACAACAGCAGCUAGCAGUCGGAAUGCUUCGCCUGCGCCCAGAGGUAGAGGUGGGGCAGAAACGCCGCCAUCGGCUGGUGGAGGACUACCCUUUGGCCCGCCCUUUGGCAGACCGAUGAGGGUGAGGUCCUCAAACCCCAAGGGCACCGCAAGCCGCAACGCCGUCUCGUCCAAGGUUCUGCCAGAUGGUACGCUGGACAUGCAACUUCCGUCUCUCAUCACGCCUAAGUCAUCCCACAAUCAAAGUCGCGUGCGCUACACUGUCCUCGAGUACGACCCUCUUCUUGACUCGUCUGAGAUGGGCAUCGAUGACUGGCUUCGCAUGUCGCGAGACAUCGAGCUCAACUACGCAAACUUUGACGCCUUUGUCAUUCUCCACGGCACAGACACGAUGAGCUACACAGCUUCUGCUCUCUCCUUUCUUCUCGAGAACCUAGGCAAAACCGUCAUCGUCACCGGUGCCCAGGUGCCGCUCAGCGAGCUACGCAACGACGCAGUCGAGAAUCUUCUUGGUGCCCUGCUGCUCGCAUCGAGCUUCAUCAUCCCCGAGGUGUGCCUCUUCUUCGCCUCCACGCUCUACAGAGGGAACAGGAGCAGCAAAGUCAGCAACAAUGCUCUCUCUGCCUUCGACUCGCCCAACUUGCCUCCCCUCGCAAGAGCAGGUAUCAGCAUCGACGUCAACUGGUCUCUGGUGGAGCGACCUCGCGCCGUCUCUCAGUUCCGUGCACACGACCGCAUGAGCUCAAACGUAGCGCUACUGCGGCUCUUCCCGGGCAUGCCGACGGAUACUGUACGCCGCCUGCUCAGCUCAGACAUCGAAGGGCUCUGCCUAGAGUCCUUUGGAGCAGGUAAUGCGCCUUCUCGUCCCGACCUACUUGAGGCAUUCAAGGACGCGACGGACCGUGGAGUCGUAAUCGUCAACAUCACGCAAUGCCUGCAAGGCGAGGUUUCGGCCAUUUACGCCGUGGGCGCGAAGCUGGCUGCCGUAGGCGUGGUAGCGGGCGCGGACAUGACGCCCGAAUGUGCCUUGGCUAAGCUGGCGUAUCUGCUGAGCAAGAAGGAUCUCUCGAGGGCGCAGGUGAGGGAAUUGAUGGGAAGGAGCAUCAGAGGAGAGCUCACGUCACGGGUGGCACAUGGCGCAUCUACGAGCGUGGGGCCGGCAAAGACGAACAUGUCUGAUUUGCUGGGCAGGAUCCUGCAGCGACCGAGCACGGCGACAGUGGCGGGCGGGGCGAAGGAGAGAGAUGAGGAUGAGGACGGCCUUGCGUCUUCCUCUCCGUCGUCCGAGGCAUUGGAACGAGAGAUCGCUAGCGCGGAGCUUGCGAUGCUACCCUAUCUGGUACAUCGUGCGGCGGACGCAGGAGACACUGAUGCCCUCAGCUGGCAUCUGGAAGCCCUGCAACGUCUGCAAGCAGCAGCAGCCAACGCAAAGACCGGCAGCGGUGGUUCGAUGGUCACAGCCCCCACUCCAGCUACCACGCAGCAAGGACAAGGGCAAGCGACGGUACAGCACGGCGGCUCCCAACCAGCGGCAGCGCCUUCCGCAGCAGCGAGCACGGGCGGCUCUUCCGCUACGGCAGUCAACAGCACCGGGACCUCACCGCUCGACUCAUCUCUGGCACUGCAUAUCGCUUCCACGCGCGGACAUACAGCAUGCGUCUCCCUCCUCCUCGAAGCAGGAUGCAGUGUCCACCUGCGCGAGCCGUAUGCAGGGCGUACACCGCUCUUCCUCGCCGCAUCGAAUGGGCACGUAGCCGUUGUGCGACUGCUGAAGAAGGCAGGAGCGCAUCUCAGCCCGAGGGAGAGGCAGGGAGCGAGGUUCAGAAUCAGGGAGGCGAAGGAAUUGAAGACGAAGAGAAGAGGAAGGAGCAUCGGUCCAGGUGAGAGCGAGGUCGACGCGCAAGGGAACGAGGCACAAAUGGGCGACGAGGAGAGACAGGCCUGGAGGGAGGCGGGAGUUGACGACGAUGGUGAUGAUGCAGGGGAGCUAGUUGUCGAUUCUAAGGUCACGGAGUAGAGAUGUCGUCGCUUCUGCGGAUCUCUUCAUAUCGCUCGCAAUUCAAUUGGAACAGCAUGUGGUCGGAAUCAGUCGCGUUGCUCAGUCUUUGCUCGCUACCACGAGAAGUAUGUCUUAGCAAAGAGGGCUGAAGCCCGAAUGUCUUGCUAUUACUUUGUUGGCUGAAGCCAGAGACGAG